AUGACAGCCAUGAAGUGCCGCGGUGUCCGUCCUGAGAGUAUUGGUGCAUCACUCGUGAACUAUGCUCAGAAGGAGUUGACAAAGAAAUCCAGUUUAUGGAAUCCCUCGAACCAGACAAAAGUUGAUCUGAUAUCAACUGGGCAUGAAAGACUUGUGGUUGAGACAAUCGUUAACCUUCUGCCUGUUGAAAAACUUGCUGUUCCCAUAACUUUUCUUUUCGGUCUUUUACGAAGUGCAGUGAUGCUUGAUUGCACAAUUGCUUGUAGGCUCGACCUAGAGAGGCGGAUUGGUUCCCAGUUGGAUAUUGCAACUCUUGAUGAUCUUUUGAUCCCAUCGUUCAGGCAUGCAGGGGAUACCUUAUUUGAUGUCGACACAGUUCAUAGGAUCUUGGUUAAUUUCUCACAGCAAGAUGACAGUGAAGAUGAUAUGGAAGAUGCUUCUGUUUUUGAAUCUGAUAGCCCUCAUUCUCCUUCUCAAACUGCAUUGUUUAAAGUGGCAAAACUGGUCGAUAAUUAUCUUGCUGAAAUAGCCCCAGAUGCAAAUCUCAAGCUUUCCAAGCUCAUGGUCAUUGCAGAGACUUUACCAACGCAUGCACGUACUGUUCAUGAUGGAUUAUACCGAGCAAUUGAUAUUUACCUAAAAGCUCAUCAGGGUUUAUCAGAUUCAGACAGGAAGAAGCUCUGCAAACUGAUUGAUUUCCAAAAGCUCUCGCAAGAAGCUGGCGCCCAUGCUGCACAAAAUGACCGGCUUCCCCUUCAAGCUAUAGUGCAAGUGCUCUAUUUUGAGCAAAUAAGGCUCAGAAACUCGUUGUGCUGCUCUUAUGCUGAGGAUGACCACAAGCCAAUGCACCAGUCAUGGCGAAUCAGCAGUGGUGCGCUAAGUGCAGCAAUGUCUCCGCGAGACAACUAUGCAUCACUAAGGCGAGAAAACCGAGAGCUAAAACUUGAGCUGGCUCGGUUAAGGAUGAGAUUAAAUGAUCUGGAGAAAGAACAUGUUUGUAUGAAGAGAGAUAUGCAAAAGUCACAUUCUCGUAAAUUCAUGAGUUCUUUCUCAAAGAAAAUUGGUAAGCUAAGCAUCUUUGGGCAUAGUUCCUCAAGGGGGUCAAGUUCUCCAUCAAAAAAUUCCCAUAGAACAGAUUCUAGAGUGAUUGAGAGAACAUGUGCCAGCACUGACUAG
Messenger RNA from Dovyalis caffra, 1176 nucleotides. The record is from the annotation of a GenBank genome assembly. NCBI's taxonomy places the organism in Eukaryota, Viridiplantae, Streptophyta, Magnoliopsida, Malpighiales, Salicaceae.